AUGGAUGACGACUUAGAUGAUAACGACGAGAGAAUGCCUUUGGCGGUUGAUAUAUCAAGCGUUCAGCAUGCGAGUCCACCACACACUGAAAUUACACAUGACAAACACUUACUUAGUGGGAGGGAUGCAGUUGUAUUCCAUCCUCCAAUCCAUCGUCGCCAAUCUAUUCAUAGUCAGCAUCACGUGCUGCGUGAUGUACCUCACACUCAGCAGCGCCUCCAGGUUGAGUCCGAUGCCACUCCACAAAGACGCACAGUUGUGUUCGAGCCAGUGGGGAAGACCAUCAGCACGAUUACUCGGAACAUAUGGAUGGGUGUCCACCAAAGCGUUUACAAAUUAGUGAUGACGAUGGCAUGGUUGCAUUCAUGGCUGAUGUGCCAACAUCAUGAAGCGACGCAAUCAAUGGAGAGUGCCAAACUCAUUGGAAGCAAGCUUUUCAUAAUGAGAUUGAUUCAUUCAUUCGCAACAACACAUGCGAUGUUGUAG
Messenger RNA from Plasmopara halstedii, 486 nucleotides. RefSeq lists its product as uncharacterized. The transcript has a single exon. The record is from RefSeq and is a predicted model, not a curated record. Bases 1 to 486 code for a protein of 161 amino acids. Lineage: Eukaryota; Oomycota; Peronosporomycetes; Peronosporales; Peronosporaceae.